AUGUUUGUGACAAACUGGUUCAACAAUCUAAGCAAUCGCAGUUUGGCGAUAACACUGUUAAUUUGCAUAUCCUUAAUAUAUGUAUCAUAUACAUUUAAUUCGUGCCUAUUAACGAGCAUUAGUCGUACAUUCCAAAAGAACCCUCUCCGCAGUCUACUCUUCGCCGAUGAUGCGCUCGUCGUUGUAUCAGCUGCGCCUACAGCGUCUAGGCUUUCAACACCAAAUGCAAGUCUCACUAAUGCCAGCGUGGCAUCAAAACAGACAACGGAAGCAUUAAGCUUGAGCAAUCAUGGCGCUUCCGUUGUACGUAGUAUAUCCACCGCAAGUGGCUCAAAUAACAACAUCAAUAGCAACAAUGCCAGCAACGCUACACAAACACAGGAGCCGGCUGCUGAUGGUUCGCCAAAAUAUCGUUUCCUACGCCAACAAGGUCUACAUCCGUCUCGUCAUCUUCCCGACACGCUCAUCAUUGGUGUGAAGAAGAGUGGCACGCGCGCCUUGCUCGAAUUCAUACGUUUACAUCCGGAUGUGCGCGCCGCAGGCUGUGAAGUGCAUUUUUUUGAUCGUCAUUAUCAGCGCGGUUUGCGUUGGUAUCGUCAUCAUAUGCCGUAUACUAUAGAGGGUCAAAUAACAAUGGAGAAGACACCAAGUUAUUUUGUGACGAAGGAGGUGCCACAGCGUGUGCAUCAAAUGAAUGCGGCGACAAAACUUCUCAUUGUCGUCCGUGAUCCCGUGACACGAGCCAUAUCCGAUUACACGCAAGCGGCUAGCAAAAAAUCGGAUAUGAAACGUUUCGAAGAUUUAGCUUUCGUCAAUGGUUCAUACGCUGUAGUGGACACCGCAUGGGGACCCGUUAAAAUUGGCGUUUACUCGCGUUAUUUGGAAAAGUGGUUGAAAUACUUUCCGCUCUCCCAAUUGCUUUUCAUCAGCGGUGAACGUCUUAUAAUGGAUCCUGCCUACGAGAUUGGACGCGUACAAGAUUUUUUAGGUCUUAAACGUGUCGUGACUGAGAAACAUUUUUACUUUAAUGCGACCAAAGGUUUUCCCUGUCUAUUCAAGUCGGAAGCCCGUUCGACACCACAUUGUUUGGGUAAGACAAAAGGACGCAAUCAUCCGCAUAUCGAAGAAGCUGCCAUUGAACGUUUACGCGAAUUCUAUCGACCGUUCAAUAAUAAAUUUUAUCAAAUGACUGGCAUCAAUUUUGCAUGGCCCUAA
Molecule: messenger RNA, 1215 nt
Organism: Ceratitis capitata (Mediterranean fruit fly)
Lineage: Eukaryota; Metazoa; Arthropoda; Insecta; Diptera; Tephritidae
Gene: Hs3st-B
Product: heparan sulfate glucosamine 3-O-sulfotransferase 6
Exons: 3
Coding region: 1-1215 (404 amino acids)
Molecular function (GO): [heparan sulfate]-glucosamine 3-sulfotransferase activity
Source: RefSeq, a predicted model, not a curated record